AUGGAUGAAUUUGAUGAGUUAUUAAAUUUGGAGGAAGAAUUUUAUAAAGAAGGUUAUGCUGAAGGCCAAAAUGAAAAUUUGAAGAAUAACUUCCUGGAAGGGAAACAAUUUGGUUUACAGGUUGGAUUCCAAAGAUAUGUUUUAUUGGGCCAAAUGAUUGGUAUAUGCGAUGUAUUAGAUUCUUUUGAUUUAAACAGUUCUGCAUUAAGUAAAAAUGUUCAAAGUAUUCGUACACUUAUCAGCCAAGUUGAAAUGACCAACGAUGAUGAAAAUGUAGAAGAAUUAGGUAAGAUUAUGAUAAAGCUCAAAAAUAGAUUCAGAACCAUUAUGAUUACUUUCCAAAGAAUAAUGAAAAAGGAAAAAAGAGAACCAUUUACAUUUGAAGUAAUUGAAGAAAUAUCAAGAAUCGUUGCAGGUGAAGUGCAAGGUUUUGUUGAAGACGAAGAUGUCACGGAAGCAAAGACAACUCAAGAUCAAGCUCAAGCAUGGUAG
Molecule: messenger RNA, 492 nt
Organism: Maudiozyma barnettii
Lineage: Eukaryota; Fungi; Ascomycota; Saccharomycetes; Saccharomycetales; Saccharomycetaceae
Gene: LTO1
Product: ribosome biosynthesis protein LTO1
Exons: 1
Coding region: 1-492 (163 amino acids)
Source: RefSeq, a predicted model, not a curated record